CGCGCAAAGUACGACGAUGAGAAAGCCGCGAAGGACGACGCAUUCCGCGCACAAGUACGACGCCGAAGCCGCGAAGGUCGAUGCCGCGCAAACGUACGACGAAGAGAAAGCCGCGAAGGACGAAUUCCGCGCACUAUGCCACCUAUGCCCACCUAUGCCCACCUAUGCCACCUAUGCCACUUAUGCUGUCUUCGUCCCUUUUUCCUGGUGCUGUCCAUCACUUUCCGCCGUUACUGCCGUCGUCUCCAUUUGCUCCGCUUUUUUUCUUCUUGUUUUCCGGUGUCUGUUUGCGUGCGUUCUGCUGGGAGCGUACUCUGUUGUUCGGUGGUGUCUGGCGGUUUCCGCCUUCGUCAGGCGUUGGGGAGCGGUCCGGUCAUCUCAGUGGAUGUUUCUUUGAGGUAAAGGCAGGAUUGAGUUGGCAGUGGCGGCGGCACUGCUGCAGCCACCGGGGGUUGAAGGGAUAUGGAGGGGCACAUGGGGAUAGCGAUGAUGGUGGAGCCGGUGGUGGGGAGGGGAACAACGCUCUGGUUGUGUAGGCAGCGGGAAUAUACCAUCGAGUCACAUGUACAGCGGCGAUUCUUGACAGCAAAUGACAACCCAAUCGAGCUUGUAUAAUUACGCUUUUUCCUUUCCUUGUUACCUUCUUCAUACUGCAUUCACCUCGGAUGUGGUUUGAAGAAGGCUCCUAGAAACUUAGGAAUUUAUUCCUUUCCCGGGGUUGUCAUUCCUGUCAGUUCCAGCUCAUGUGGAUGGUGUU
Zychaea mexicana is the source of this 757-nucleotide messenger RNA. RefSeq lists its product as uncharacterized. The transcript is spliced from 3 exons. The coding region runs from base 81 to 536 and encodes 151 amino acids. NCBI's taxonomy places the organism in Eukaryota, Fungi, Mucoromycota, Mucoromycetes, Mucorales, Lichtheimiaceae. The record is from RefSeq and is a predicted model, not a curated record.